Messenger RNA from Penicillium lagena, 609 nucleotides. Its product is annotated as hemerythrin domain-containing protein. Lineage: Eukaryota; Fungi; Ascomycota; Eurotiomycetes; Eurotiales; Aspergillaceae. The record is from RefSeq and is a predicted model, not a curated record. The coding region runs from base 1 to 609 and encodes 202 amino acids. The transcript has a single exon.
AUGCCGUUUCCGAAGAAUAAUAGCUCGGCAUGUCCGGAAAGCACCGAGAAGGCCUCCGCUCCGCUGUCUGCGAGUGAAUUUCGGGCAUACAAUCGCUUGUCGGAGCACAUGGACCAAUUCGUAAGCUCGAAACCAUGUUAUUAUGAGGUCGCUCAAGUGCUUACAAAGGAAAUACAGCAUUCCCAUUUCCGCUUAACAUGGAAUCAGCUGUGGGACGCCUGUACUGCCACCGGGAAACGCCCUGGUGGGAUAUCGGCUCGCCAGAUGAUUCUUAUGGGCCUACAAUUUUGUUCGCAACUGGACUUUCAUCACUCUAUUGAAGAACAGCACAUUUUCCCCAUCCUGGCGAAAAAGAUGCCCGAGUUCCGGAAAGAACUCGAUUUGCUCCGCCAGCAUAAGCAGAUCCAUGCUGGACUCGAGAAACUCGAAGCCUACCUUGAAAAAUGCCGGUCAGGUGAAGAGGAUCUGCGCCGAGAAGAAGUGAAGCGUCUGAUGGAAGGCUUCGGUAAGGUUUUGUGGGCUCAUUUGGAUGAGGAGGUCCAGACACUUGGCGCAGACAAUAUGCGUAAGUACUGGAGCCUCGAGGAGAUGCGCCGGCUUCCCAUGUGA